ACUGAGAUAAAACUCGUCUCACGCAGAUGUUUUCAGCUCAACACACGUGUAUUUAGCGGCUACCACGCUUGCGUAUUUCGGUGUGGUAAAACAAACUAUGGCGAAGACAAACGCUACAAGAAGUAGUAAAAGACAGAGCAGCUCUUCAGGUGAGCUCAUAGUUGGAACAAAGGAGGAUGCUCCUAAAGAGGAGCAAGAUGAACAAGACCAUCAGAUGGACACUGUCAUUGAAGUAAAAGGACGUGCAGUCACUGCGUCUGUAUCCUUGGACAAGAAGAACAAGGAAGGAGAAGUUGAUGAUCAGGAAAAGGGAACCAAUGCAAGUGAUCAGAUGAUGGACAGUGAAAAAGAAACUCAGAUCAUCUCUUCAGCUGAUGCAGUCGACUCCAAAGAGAACACUACCAUAGAGAGUGCAGAGAUGAAGGAGGAGAUGCCGGAAUCUGGAGAAUCUCAGAUGGACAUUGUCGCUGGAAGUACAGCCACAGUAGCUGUAACAUGGGAGAAGAAUGAGGAGGGAGAGAGCGAGGGUGUUAAAAAGGAAACCAAUGGAGGUGAACAGAUGAAAGAGACACCAGUAAAAGGGAAACGCAAGGCAAGCUCUUCUGUUGAGGCCUCCCCGUCAAAGAAAACUAAGCUCCUCAACGAUGGAUACUGUCUUUAUGUUGGCAACCUGAACAACUCCAAAACAUUUGAUGAAGUGAAAGAUUCAUUAGCAAAUUACUUCACGACACAAAGUCUCCUGGUUCAAGACAUCAGAUUAGACCGGUCCAAAAAACAUGCAUUUGUAGAUUUGGCCUCAGAGAUGGACCUGACCAAAGGUUUGACGUUAAACGGAGAAAUGAUGCAUGAUAAGCCAAUGAAGAUCGCCAAAGCAAAGGUCAAAAGUCAGGAGAAGGUGCAGACUCCAGCAAAGGACAAAAAAGCGGCCAAAGACGACAGAUGUUUGUUUCUGAAGAACGUCCCGUACGACGCAACGAAAAAAGACAUCCUGAAAAUCUUCCAAAAUGCCGUCAACGUUAGGUUUCCUGACGGGACUGAAGGCCCAACGAAAGGCGUUGCCUUUGUCGAGUUUAAAAAUAAAGCUACUGCUCAGAAAGUAUGGCAACAAAAACAAGGAGUCGAGAUUCAGGGCCGGCUUUUGAUUGUGGACUGUGUCGGAAAAACAAAUGUGUCUAAAGUCAUCAAAGCUAAGGACGACAAAGAAGACACAAAAGCUGGAGUUCCUCCAAAUAACACCUUAUUUGUGAGCCAUUUGCCAUACAAUAUUAAUGAAAAAAACCUUGAGAAAGUCUUUCAGACAGCUGUUGGUAUCAGUGUACCUAAAUCUGAAGGCAAAUCAAAGGGGUUUGCGUUUGUCACGUUUGCAGCUGUGGAAGAUGCUGAAAAGGCUUUGCAGUCAUCCCAAAACAUGAAAAUCUCCAAAAAGGCUAUCAGAGCACAAUUCUGCAAAAUGCAAGAAAAAUCUGAGUUGGAAAAUGUCCAACCAAAAACACUGGUAGUGAUGGGCCUCGCCGAGAAGACGACUGCAGAGACUCUUAAAAGCGCCUUUGAAGGGGCUUUAAGUGCCAGAGUCACUGUAGAUAAAGAGACAGGAGUUUCAAAAAGGUUUGGCUUUGUGGACUUUGAGAGUGAAGACAAAUGCAAAGCUGUCAAAGUGGCCAUGGAGGACUGUGAGAUAGAUGGCAGCAAAGUGACUGUGGCUUAUGCAAAAGCCAACAGUGUAGAAGCUCCUCUGACACCUGGUGGACAGCCUGCAGGUCAGGGGGCGGGCAAAAAAAGGAAACGCAAAAAGAGAAAAGGUAAGAAACCUGGAGCUGGAACACCCCAGGAUGCUGUUAAAGAAGUGGAAAAUAAAGCCUGACUUGCUUGGCAAAAGUUAUCGUAUAGAUAUUUGUCUCUUUUAAAUGUUCAACAACCUGAAAGCAUGCAUGAACUUCAUGCAUGACUCUUUGAGUUCAAUUAAAUGUGAAACGUGGUGAAAAUGUGCACGGUUUUGUUAGUCCUACCUGAUGGAAGGACAUGCGACAUCUUGUUAUUUAAGCUGUAAUAUUUUGUACCUUAAAACCUUUUUAAUGUCAUAACUAUUUUGAAAACAUGAAAGAUCCCUGAAUUGUUAUCACAUUAUUUAGUUUUGUCAUGUAAAAAGUUGAUAAAGAUAAAAUCCUAAUGUGAAGACAAAUACAUUUUGA
This is a messenger RNA of Anoplopoma fimbria (sablefish), 2189 nucleotides long. RefSeq names its product nucleolin-like. Gene Ontology annotation, molecular function: mRNA binding. Gene Ontology annotation, cellular component: cytosol. NCBI's taxonomy places the organism in Eukaryota, Metazoa, Chordata, Actinopteri, Perciformes, Anoplopomatidae. The transcript is spliced from 15 exons. The record is from RefSeq and is a predicted model, not a curated record. Bases 98 to 1861 code for a protein of 587 amino acids.